Molecule: messenger RNA, 1193 nt
Organism: Pisolithus orientalis
Lineage: Eukaryota; Fungi; Basidiomycota; Agaricomycetes; Boletales; Pisolithaceae
Product: beta-lactamase-like protein
Exons: 4
Coding region: 74-1123 (349 amino acids)
Biological process (GO): secondary metabolite biosynthetic process
Source: RefSeq, a predicted model, not a curated record
UUUCUGAUCAUCGUCCCAACUUGAAAAUGAUAACUUAAGGUAGCACGGUUUCCUCAGGUCUUUACCGAUAGUAAUGGCCCAGAAACUCGAGGUCCUAUCAUCUAUAACACGGCUCAGUAAGCACGUCGUGCGGGUUCUUGGGCAGAAUCCAGGCAAAUUUACUCUACAGGGUACUAACACGUAUCUUAUCGGUGAGGGUCGUCCUUACAUCCUCGUCGACACCGGUGAAGGCAAGCCCGAGUAUAUAACUUUCCUCGAAUCCGUCCUCGUGGAAGAUGACGUUCGAAGAGUCUCCGACAAUAGUCGAGGCAAACAGCACAUCUCCGAUAUCAUCAUCUCGCACUGGCACCCAGACCACGUCGGUGGGGUCCCCUCCAUCUUAGCCCUUCUCCGUCGGUUGUGGGACACACAGAAUCCCCAUCUCCCGUUCGAACCUCCAAGAUUACAUAAGUUUCCGCACACGUCCCUCCCAGACAAUAGGUUGGCACUUGUCAGGGACACCAUUCUGUCCGGAUCGUAUGACCCGGGCAUCGCAGGAGCACUCUUCCAUGACCUCAAAGAUGGUCAGACCUUCUCAGUAACUACCUUAUUUCCGUUGCCUGAAGACUCUCCAACGCUCCGGGUUAUCCAUUCUCCAGGACACACAGAAGAUUCCAUAUGCCUGCUGUCUUCUGCUGACAAGAUACUGUACACGGCAGACACCGUACUGGGUCAAGGCACUGCUGUCUUCGAGAACCUCGGCACGUAUAUUUCCACCCUCCGUUCCCUCCUCUCUCUCCGUGACGAAUACGUCACUCUCUACCCGGGACAUGGUCCCGUAGUACCGGAUGGAGCGCAGAGUAUAGAGGGAUACAUCAACCACCGCAUGGAGAGGGAAGAACAAAUCUUAAGAGUGCUUGAACAGCCUCCCCCCGAAGGAAAGAGCUUUUGGUCCACAUGGGAUAUUGUAUCAACGAUUUACGCAGCGCACCCUCGAAACCUGUGGGAGCCUGCUGCUCGGAGCGUGAAUCAACACCUGGAGAAAUUAGCCAGCGAUGGCAAAGUCAGAAAACUCGGAGGAGAGGGGAAAGAGUCGCAGUGGGAACUGCUUGUAGAAUCGAAGAGUUUCCGUUCGGGUUUCUAACGGACGUUCUACCAUAUAACAAUAGGCCGCUAACCUACGUUGAAUGUACCUCCAAUUGACCCUUUUUGUG